Messenger RNA from Glossina fuscipes, 1975 nucleotides. RefSeq lists its product as uncharacterized. The coding region runs from base 1267 to 1794 and encodes 175 amino acids. The record is from RefSeq and is a predicted model, not a curated record. The transcript is spliced from 3 exons. NCBI's taxonomy places the organism in Eukaryota, Metazoa, Arthropoda, Insecta, Diptera, Glossinidae.
UAAAUAAUCGGUUAAGAAAUUACCACCGUUAGCUGUUAUAAGAAUUUUCAGUAUGUUAAAGAGCUCUUUUUUUAUUUACAAUGUCAAUACCCUGUCACUUUUUUUAUACAUACGGGAACUUCACUCUCCUUUAACUUGUUUUCGUAUAUCAAUAAUUAAAUCAGGUAACUGUUUAGCAUCGAACAAUAUAUAGUCUUACGGUAAGGGAUUAUAGCUCCCAACUAUGCAAUCCUGCACAAAACUCAUAUUCUGCUUAAGAGAUGGAAGUAAUGCUUAGCGAUGGAAGUAGUGCUUAUCGUUAGACAAUUGUUUCGAAUGAGACAUCCUUUUAUAUCCAUCACCGAAGGAUGAGGGUUAUGUUCAUUUUGGCAAAACACUUGCAACGCUCGGAAGGAAGCCUCAGACACCCCAUAAUGUAUAUGUAUUCUUGAUAAACAUCAAAUUGUAAAUGGAUUUAAGCGCAUCGGUCUGUCCGUCUGCUCACAGCACCACGACAACUGAUUUGUACACAUGUCAUGUGAAAAUUUGUAUCAGGCCUACGGCCGUUUUUGUCCAGUACUAAGGAAUAAUGGUCAAGCUGUUUUGACAAAUGAAAUGGGCCAAGUCAAGUUGCAAGCAAUUAAUGUUGACAUUGCUCGCCCGUACGCUACUUCCAACAUUACAACGGAAGGACAGACAUAUUUUCCUUCUUCUCCGACACAGGGCAUAAACGAUGUUAUAAAUUACUGAAUGGAGUACGUAUCGCCGGCUUAGCCAUGAAUUUAGAAAUGUUGACUUCAUGGGUUAUCAAUGGCUGGCCUGCAGCGAUCUCGCCAUAAGUGCUGCACAAGGCCCGUUAUUACCUGUUCUAUUAGAGAUUUGACAAGAGUUGGGAGCAAAAUUUUCUGCGGAUUGAAUCCAAUGUAUCGUGUAGACGAUACGUGGGUGUGAUUUUACCAGAAAUUUGGUAGUCAAGGCAACAAGUAAUUGAUCUUUUUACGCCUCUCUCAGUAAUUAAUGCCUUGUAAUGGAAAAUUUUAAGGAAAGUAUUGGAAAGCUGGCGACGAUGGCACCUGAUUAAAUUCCUGGCGAUAAUGAAUAUGAUUACCCGCCUGACAAUUCCAGUCAAGUGGGGAGUUACGCGCUGUGGCGUUGUUUACAACAUGAGAGCAUAAAGAAAGGAAUAUUAGUUAUCGACGUAGAUAAGGGCUAUCUCAAAAUUACGUAUAUUAGAUGCCUUGAAUUUAGGGCAGUGAGUGGCGAUUAGAUGGUUGAUGAAGCGCAGGUAUGCUUUUCAAAGCCAGCGAAAAAUUAAGAAUUUGGAUUAAUCAGAAUAGGAAACACAGCCUUAACGAAAUGGAGGCAGUCAAUUUCAAGUUUCCCGAAUCUUCCCGCGGUAUGCUUGUGAUAAAAUCCUUCGUGCUUGUUAAUCCGAAAUAUUUUUUUAAAUUUGUCAACUCCGGAAGAAAAACCGCCAUAUAUCCCACGCAUGUUUCUUUCAAUGGCGCUGAGUGCUCUGACGAUAUUGUAGUCUCGAAUCUCUUCGCUGAAUACUUCCGACGAAAAUUUUCAACUGCUAAUUCCGAUUCAACUGUCAAAUAUCCGUGUCGGAUAUCUAGCACGCUUCUGAUUCCUAAUUUGAUCAUUCCAGAAAAUGAUGGGGCAAGUUCUCUAAAAUAUAAUUCUGCGCCUGGGCCUGACGGUAUUCUAUCAUGUAUGCCUGAAACACGCUCUGGCACACUAUGUGGUACUAUUCCAACGAUUUUUAACCAUUCCUUGAAAUCACGCAUUUUUCUGUUUGUGUUGGAAGAGUAGUUUCCUUAUUCCAAUUCACAAAUAUGGAAAUAAACAACACGUGGAGAGCUACAGAGGCACUGCGAAGUUGAGUGUCUUACCCAAAAUGGUCUGAACGAAUUGCUACUCAGCAUCUAGGUUUUGCUAUUAAAUCUUACAUUUGCCCAUUUCAGCACGGCUUUCGAAAAGAAAAAUCUACUGU